This is a messenger RNA of Chenopodium quinoa (quinoa), 2573 nucleotides long. RefSeq names its product regulator of nonsense transcripts UPF3-like. NCBI's taxonomy places the organism in Eukaryota, Viridiplantae, Streptophyta, Magnoliopsida, Caryophyllales, Amaranthaceae. The coding region runs from base 393 to 1877 and encodes 494 amino acids. The transcript is spliced from 13 exons. Gene Ontology annotation, molecular function: mRNA binding. Gene Ontology annotation, cellular component: cytoplasm; nucleolus. Gene Ontology annotation, biological process: positive regulation of translation; nuclear-transcribed mRNA catabolic process, nonsense-mediated decay. The record is from RefSeq and is a predicted model, not a curated record.
GCUUUCUUUAACCCGUAAGUUGCCCGUGCUACCCCCGUAACAAUAUUGUACGACGAUGAUGAUGAAAAUUGCAAGUCUCUCUCUCCUCUUUUUUCCCCUUUUCCGACAUUAACACAUAAACACAGGCAGAAAAUAAGAGAGAGAGAAAAGAAAAUCAAAAGGAUCGUUAUUCGUUCAUAUACCAGUUACUUCUCCCCCAAUUUUCACCAAAUUAGGGCACAAAACCCCAACGAAUGAAAAACCUUUCGAUUUUUUCAUCAAUUAAUCGUCGACGCAUUCCUCUGAAACUUGCAGAAAUUCAAUCGUCUUCGAUCGUAUAGAGAAAAAUUGAAAAAUUAAAUAGGGUUUUUGAUUGUCGAAAUUAGGGAUUUGAUUGGGGUUUUUGAAUUCAGAUGAAGGAGCCAUUGAAUCGAACCAAAGUAGUGGUAAGGCACUUGCCCCCUUCUCUCUCACAGUCGUCCUUUUUCGAGCAAAUCGAUGGCCGUUUCUCUUCUCGUUACAAUUGGUCCUCUUUUUGCCCUGGAAAGUCUAGUCACAAGAAUCAGAGGUAUGCUCGGGCGUAUCUGAAUUUCAACAGUCAUGAUGAUGUUUGUGAGUUUGCUGAGUUCUUUAACGGCCAUGUUUUUGUCAAUGAAAAGGGAACUCAAUAUAAAGCUAUAGUGGAAUAUGCUCCUUCUCAACGUGUUGCAAAGGCUAAUGCCAAGAAAGAUGGCCGGGAAGGGACAAUUUACAAAGAUCCAGAGUAUGUGGAGUUCCUUGAGCAGAUUUCAAAACCUGUUGAGAAUCUUCCUAGUGCCGAUAUACAGCUGGAAAGAAGAGAAGCCGAACGAGCUGGUGUACAAGAAGCACCUAUCGUCACACCGCUGAUGGAAUAUGUGCGAAAAAGGAGAGCUGCGAAGGGUGGCAAUCAGCGUCUAGGGUCAGAUGGAAAGAGUCGUGGACGGUCUGCGUUGGCUUCAGGGAAGUCUCGAUCCAGCAAGCAAAACUCGUAUGUCUUAAAAAAUAAUGGGAAGAGAACAAAUGGAAAAGACAAAUCAGCAUGUGUUCUUGUGUCUCAGAGAAAUAACGAAGUGGAUGCUUCCAGCAAAAAAGGAGUAGCAGAGAAUGAAACAGGAAGUGGUUCUCAUGAGACUACAAAGAAAAGGAUUCUGCUUUUGAAAGGGAAAGAGCAAGAGAUUCAUCAGGCAUCUGAAGGUACUACCCUGCCCAAGGUUGUCGUCUCUGAUGCUUCAUCGCCUUCAGUUGGUUUGAAAUUAAAUCAAAGGCCUGAUGCUAGUGGAAGAAUUAUUAGAAGCAUAUUAUUAAACAAGGAACUUCGUCCAAGUCAGUCAUCCUCAUCUGUCCAGACAGAGCACAAACUUCAGGGCUCAAAUUUAGAGAGGAGCAAGCGUCCACCACGACCAUCCAAUAUGAAAUCAGGAAUGCCAGCCUCCACUGGUGAACAGCCUCCUUCGGGUGUGGAUUAUAUGGGAAAGAGGUCUAAUGAGGAAAAACCUUCAGGAGGUGAACCCCAUGGUGUUGGCCGUGAAAAGCAAGACAGACGUACAAGAAGUAGGGAAAGACUUGAUCGUGGUGUCUGGACACCUCGCCGUCCUGAUUCUUCUCAGAUUAGCAAUGAGAAUCAAAGUAAUAUUUCAGAUUCUUAUGAAGCUAAACGUGGAGACUCGAAAUAUGAUGCAUCUGGCCGUAAUGUUGAAGGCAUAGUCACUGCAGGUGGUCGCAACAGCUCAUAUGCAGAAAAUGGCUCCCAUAGGAAUUUUGCUCGUCGUGGUCCAACACACACUAAGGAUGAUGGGCCAUCCAAACGCGGAGGAGGAGUUGGCCAUGCUCAUCAUGAGAAGCAAGUGUGGGUCCAGAAGUCAGCCUCAGGUUCCUAAACAUGUCUUCAUAGGAGUUUACACUUGCCAAUCACCUAUGGUGAUGAAGUUCUGCUUGAAUAGGGAUUGUCUUCUUUUGUGAAUAGUCAGGGCUGUGGACUGGUGAUGGCAUUUGGCUGUCAGAUCAGUGUAUUAAUCACUGGAAGAGGUCUUCUAGGGUAAAUUUUCAAAGAGGGCUUCGACUGUUUUGGAUAUUGCACAGGAGAGGUUAGUUGCCGCUCAGUUGGAGAUGCAAGCUUUCCUUGCAGAUAGAGUUGACCAAAUCGAGAAUAAAGCUAAUAUCAAUGUCGGUUGUUAGGCAGCACAGUAUAGUAGGCCUCUCUUGCAGAUUUCUGCUUGUGUGGAGAAACUCCAGAUAUAGUGUUCGACUGCUAUCGUGACACCUGCUCGGAUUGUAUAGAGCAUGGUCUUGACGGGUAAAGAUUGACUGGUUAAUACUGUAUAUACUGUGGCAUCCCAACAUUAAGUUGUGCAGCAUAUGGUCUACAAGGUCGACAUCCUAGCAGAAUAUCCUUUUGCUGUUUUAUUGUUAGUGAUUUUGGACUUGUAUUAAAACCUUUGGGCUGCUUAACUUUUCUGCGAUGCAAAGUUAGUUACCUGAUUUGGAUAUUGGAUGUUAGUAACCCAGUAGUGUUAUGCUUGUGUUGACGAAGCAGUUAUAUAGAUCAAUAGAUUAUAUAUGGUGUUUUAAGAAAA